Struthio camelus australis is the source of this 2096-nucleotide messenger RNA. Lineage: Eukaryota; Metazoa; Chordata; Aves; Struthioniformes; Struthionidae. The record is from RefSeq and is a predicted model, not a curated record.
GGUUAAAACUCAGUCCUUGCCUCCUCCAUCCCUUGUAGCUUGUACAAGAAGGAACUGGCAGCUUCUCCCCAUUAAAAAGAAAGAGGCUGUUUUGGAUCAAAAUGUGCCUUGAUGUAAGCAGGUGGUAACAGGGACCGGUUUGAUUGCAGUUCUCAGGAAGGCCCGGCGGCAGGAGCAGCUGGUCAGCAAGCGGCUUCUGCGGGAAGAGCCCGUGGCAGAGGGCAGGCAGGAUGGAGUGGAGAUGGUGCCGGACCCCCUCACGGAGGAGGAGGUUUUGGAACUGCUCAGAGGCGUGCAGAGAGGUUCAGAGGACAGGAAAAGAUCGUUGAGCCGCCUCCGCUGGGCUCUGCAGAAUAAGGAGACCCAGCAAAAAUUUGUCAGGCUGGAUGGCAGUGUUCGGGUGCUCGUUGGACUGUUCACCAGCAGCCUGGCCGACAUGCAGAUGGAAGCAGCUCGCUGUCUCCAUGAGCUCUCCCACUCCAGUGACCCUGCUGUGGCUGAGGCAUGCCUGCCGGUGACCUCCUAUCUCCUGACCUACCUCUCAGGACACAGUGUUGAGUUCACGGAGCUGUGUUUGUACACGCUGGGGAACCUGGUAGUAGAAAGCGAGGCCGGGCGGAAACAGCUUCUGCCUCAGGGCAUUAUUCCAGCGCUGGCAUCCUGCAUCCAGUCCCCUCAUGAGGCUGUGCUGGAAGGUCUGGGCUAUGUCCUGUCGCAGCUCCUCCAAGCCAAGGAAGCCCCCACAGAGAUUGUACCCUUGGUUCUAGACUCCGGUCUCCCCCAGCACAUGCUUCGACUGGUUUGCUCCGGCCUCAAGUCUGGGACAGGAGCCGCUGUGGAGUUUGCGUGGUGUCUCCACUACAUCGUUUGUAGCCACACAGCCAAUGCAGCAUUGCUAUCACUGGGGGCUGUACCUGCUCUUGCCUCACUCUUGCUCGACCUGGCUUCUGAAAUCUCCCAAAGGACUCCUGAUGGCCUGGAGCUGCUCGUCUGCCCAGUUCUGCGGUGCCUUAGCAACCUGCUUGCAGAGGAGAUGGUGGACUGUGAAGUGCAGAUCCAGGAUGAGCGCCUGCUUGUGGCCCUGUUCAUAAUCCUGCAGUGCUUCUUCCAGGAGCACCCAUUUAUUGUGCAGGAGUGUCUCUGGCUGCUGAACAACCUUACAGCGGAUGAGCCUUUCUUCUGCUCUGCUGUGCUCACUCUGGACCUGCUCCCAGGCCUGCUGCAGCUCCUGCCGUGUUCCCAGACAGUGAGCGUGUUGGUCCUGACCGUGCUGUGCAAUAUAGCGGAGAAGGGGCCGGCCUACUGCCAGGAGCUGCACCAGCAGGCUACAGUUGCCCCACUGCUGGGCAUCCUCAAGCUUGCAGACUCAGAAGUGGUGGGGCAAUGUCUUGAGCUGUUGCAUCUCCUCUUCCUGCACUGGCCGGAGGCUGCUGUUGACUUCAUCAGCCAAGGAGGGCACCGGGCCCUUGAGCAGCAUCAGAGCACCCCAGAACUCCAGGAGCGGGUGCGAGCACUGCUGGACAUGGCCUUGCAGCCGGCGGGAGACUCUGCUGUCAGUACCACACAUGCUGCAUUGCCUGCUCUCUCCUAGGUGAUGCUGUCUCCCUUCCCUCCACCUGCCCUUGCGCUACAAGGAGGAAUAAAUCGUUCAGUGUGCUCUGCUUUCACAUACCACUGACCUAGGGAUGGUUAAAGGUCUAACAUCCAGCUGUAAGCCCCAGUGCAAGGCUGUUGGUCCUGGAUGGGGAUUCUUGGCAAAGUACGAUUGUUCUUCUCUGCUCCCCAAGGUCUUUACAGUCACCUAGUCAGAAUUAAAUUUGGCCUAGUCAGAACUAAGUCUGCCCCAUGCCUCACUGUGUGUGGCCAGGGCAGAGCUGUGCUACGGCCAGUGCAGAAAGGCUCUCAUUUCUGGGAAGGUGGUAUAUAAACCCUUCUGGAUUUGCUGGUUUAUAAUCCAGCAAAUAUAAACCAGCUGGAGUGUCUCCUUUUGUCACAGCUUUAAGCGCAACACACAAAGCUCAGGGUGAGCACGUACAUUUAUGUGAUUAAUAACUUAAGGAUAGACAUGUUUCACAUUAAAGCUCAUCAGUAAAGUC